UUAUCGUACUAUGGGCAGCAGCACCAAAACAACACCAGCUGACUGCAGCCGCUGCCCCGCCCCAGCGGCUAGCCCCCGCCCUCAAACACUGAAGAACUAGGCCCCAUAAAACACCCACGAAGAAGAAGAAGAAGAAGACUGCCUUCCUGCAGAAGUCUGGGCAACUCGACAGGAUUUAAUCCCCACCUUGGUGACGGAACGACAAUCUUAAAACAACUGAUAGCAUCUACCACUGACGGGGCUCUGGAGGCCGUGGUCCCACAGCCUAACCAGACCCAUAAAUAAGGUGAAAUGAAUGCCAUAGUUUCUCUAUGCCACUUCUGUGAGCUCCAUGGUCCCAGUGUUGUUUUCUGCACUCAAACCUUUAGAGACUUGCUGGGCUUCAACAUUAUAGCUGACAUAGAAACUUCAGAAUUGGAAAAUCUAAGAAGUAUUCAAGAUGAAGAAAAGGCAAAGGAUGAAACUGCUAACAUGUGGAAGUAUGGGAAAAUUCACAUAGACUUCGAAACCCAAGCACAAAAUGAGACUCCUACCUGUGUGGCUUGUCGCUCAUUUCUACACACAAAGCCUGGGUACAUCAGCAACGAUGAGCCUGCUAGAGUCAGCUACAUCAGCUCUCAAUAUCCAUUGCAGCCAGAGUUGUACAUCCUUGUUCGGCAGGCUUGUAUAAGGUCCCUCAGCUGUGAGGUGUGUCCAGGAAAGGAGGGUCCCAUAUAUUUUGGUGAUGAAGCACGAGGACAUGUUCUGUCCUACACCUUCUUCUUGAGAGAUGUACAAGCCAGGGGCUUUAAGAGAUGGUACAGUAUCAUGGUGGUCAUGAAGGAUAAAAUGCUUCUACUGAAUUCAUGGCCAUUUAUUGUCAAACACCUCAAGAAAAUCAUCAGUAACCUUCAAGAUAAUGCUUCAAAAAUAUAUGAAACUGAGGAAUCAAAGGUGAGCCACCGAGCAUUGAGAUCUGCAGCUGUCAUGAUGGAUAACUUCCGCAAACAGCGAGUGGCAGGCCAGCCCAGGUCCUUGAGUGAAAUGGUUGGAGAGGAGGGAGUGUGGCAGCACCUCCACUCCUCUUUCACAUGGCUUCUGAAGGCAAGUGGACUGAAGCUCCAAGAAAGACUGGUAGAGGGACCUCCUGUUAGCACUUUCGUGGAAAAUUCCUCUGUUGAUUGUGAAGGAUUGAAUAUCCAGCAGUCCUACAACAUUUUGGGAAGCACUACUUUCCACCAAUUAGUGCAUCACCUGUUGAUUGGCAGACAAGUAAUUUUGAGAGGAGGUUCUGAGGUCAUUGUAUCUGCCUUAAUCAAGAGUUUGCAGCCUCUGCUUCCAAAACACUGCUACAGGGCAGUCCACUACUCUCCUCACUAUGUUGACAGUGCUUCAUGUAAUAUUCUGGGCCUUCACUCUUUGGUCAGUAUUCCCCAAACUGUCAUGUCACUGGGAAACAUCUGUGUCAUAGACUUGGUGCCUAAAGGAGAAAUCAUUGAGGGCUCUAGCAAGUCAAUACUGAAAAGUUUCUCUAGUGUCUAUGACACAGACACUAUGGGCCAUGAAGCACACAAGGUUGAGCAGAUGAAUGUUACAAAUAUAGAGGAAACUAUCAAGAACUACACAGUAAGGCUUACUCAAGAAGGACCAUUGCCAGCCAAACCCCCCCAAAUCCUGAAUCGCAUAGAGUCAGCUGUCAGCAACCCUGCUUUGACUUACACUACACUAUGUAUCUGUUUGUCCACAAUAAUAUAUGAAUGGAUUAAUAAGGUGAAAGUAUGGAUUCAUGUUAAAAAUGAAAAGAAGAUUCUGCAUGUCUACCCGGAGGGGAGCCCCUUUCCUAAUACCUCACAAGCCAACCAUGGGAGUUUAUCGUUCCCCAUCUUAUAUAGCCCACCACAUUCCUUGGCCAGCUCCCCAGUGAUCUCAACCCUUCGAAGCAUGUCCCCUGGAGGGCUUGGUGAAAGACAACAAGAAGUGACACAUCAGGAUGAAAGAUCUCAAUUAUUGGCUGCCAUAGGGUCAACAGAAUGGGACAUACCUUUGCUGGAAUUUUGGGCUAAGAAUUUUGAAAUGAAUAAUUUCUAGGAGAAUUUUUAUGAGGUAGAGGUGAUAGAAGAGUACUGAUGAUUGCUAUCACACAAGAUAUUCACAGGUCAUUACUUUUUCCAGUGCUCAGACUGACUAGGACAUUACAUGGGCAAUGAAGAGACUGAGCCAAGUUUUCUUUGUGUGUUCUUAGUACAGUGGAACCUCAGUUCUUCAACUUGAUUCCUUCCUAAAGGCUGUUCGUAAACCUAUUUGUUUGAAUACUGAACCAUUUUCCCGUAGGAAUUACUGUGAUAUGAAGUAAUCUCCCCAUUACACAGAAGAUAAGCAUUUUUACCAUUGACAGCAUUGUUUCAGUGAACACAGACAACAUUACAAAAUCAGUAAUGUCAAUCAUUAUCUAUAUUUUCCACAAACGAAAAGAACUAUAGGACACAAAACAGCUGCACACACACACACACACACACACACCUGGGGAAACAUAAAAGCAGCAUUUACAUGUUUAGAUGAAGAAACUAAUAACAUCGAUGAUACGUCCAAGACUUGAAUAUGCAGCAUUAGUGUGGUCACCUAGAUUGAAGAAAGAAAUUAGAAAGUUGGAAAGAAUACAAAGAGCAGCGACUAAAUUACCGGUAACUCUGAGAGAACAUACUUAUGAAGAAAGACUGGAGAAAUUGGGACUAACAACACUGGAGAGAAGAAGAGAGAGAGGGAACCUAAUAGCAUUGUACAGGAUACAAGAGGGAUUGGAGAAAUUGGACAGGGAAGACCUAGUGGUAUGUGACAGAAGUGUGACAAGAGGCAAUGGUAAGAAAUUGAAGAGCGACUGUAGGAGACAUCAAUAAAUAGUUUUCCAUACAGAAGCAUAACAACAUGUAACGGACUUGACGAGGAGACUGUGUGCAAAAACAAUUCAUGAAUUUAAAGCCAAACUGGAUAAUAAGCGUUAUGGAGACGGGACAGCACGAGCCUAGUAUGGCUCUUUUCCUGUAUUUAACAACUAGGGGAAUACACAUAAUGCUUAGCUCUGGUUGCUGGAGGAGGAGAAGCAGGAGCUGGCGUGAGUGUCGGGCUCGGCAGGGGACGUCCACGAUGGGAAAGGGGCGGUCCUGGUGAUGGACAGACGGGCGCUGCUUGAUGUGGAGAGGGAGCAGCUCGGGUGGUGUGAAGAGGCAGGCGCUCGUCGUGAUGUAGGGAGCAGCUUGGGGCAGUGGUAUAUCGGCCACCAGGGCAGUCGAGGGGCAGGUUACCCCGCCAUACAAGUUCCCAUCCUGUAGUCCGUCUCACACAGCAGGCCGUGGGUGGUUUUUCGGGGGGGGGCUGAGUGGAGAGAUGGACACC
Eriocheir sinensis (Chinese mitten crab) is the source of this 3369-nucleotide messenger RNA. RefSeq names its product folliculin-like (gene BHD). Gene Ontology annotation, cellular component: cytosol. Gene Ontology annotation, biological process: negative regulation of transcription by RNA polymerase II; positive regulation of TORC1 signaling; positive regulation of transforming growth factor beta receptor signaling pathway. Bases 292 to 2067 code for a protein of 591 amino acids. The transcript has 12 exons. Lineage: Eukaryota; Metazoa; Arthropoda; Malacostraca; Decapoda; Varunidae. Gene Ontology annotation, molecular function: GTPase activator activity. The record is from RefSeq and is a predicted model, not a curated record.